GUGCAGUCCAAGCUGCUCUGCAAACGUCAGCCACAGACCCUCUCUCUCUCUCUCUUCUCUCACAUCAGCCGCUCUUCCUCUCUUAAGGUAGGAAACUCUACUAGUCUAACUAACUCUAACUAGUAUAAACUUCAAGCUGUACCGGUCAACCACUGAGCAAUACGCGAAUCAUUCACAAUCGAACAAAAGGAAAACAUUAUCCAACCUAAUCGAACAAACAACAUUAGAAUAGUCUACAUCUGAAAAAUGAGAAGUGACCAUCAGCUGUAAAGGGAAGAGUGUGACUGCACCGUAAUCUUUUUAAAUGAGUUUGCAAUACCAAGCAUCGACACUGAUCUGGUCCAGAUCUUCAUGACACAACCAGCCGCUGCAAGGCACAGUUUGACUGAAGUCUUCAACUUCAGUCCAGUCUUAAGCUCCAGUCCAGAGUUUGACAAAAGUCUUCAACUCCUAUCCAGAGUUUGACGGAAGUCUUCAGCUCCAGCCCAGUCUUAAGCUCUAGUCCAGAGUUUGACCAAAGACCUCAUCCCCAACUCAAACCCAAGAAGCCUGGUGAGCUUAGAACUCAAGACUCAACUCACGUGACUGACGCGCCUAAGACACACAGACACACACAGACACAAAAACACACACACACACACACACACACACACACACACACACACACACACACACACACACACACACACACACGCACACACACACACACACACACACACACACAGACCCACAGACAGACCGACCCACAGACAGACAGACAGACAGAUACAAGCCUGACAGACAGAUAGACAGACCGCCAGCCAGCCGGAUAGCCCCAAGGCCGAGACCCAGAGCCCUCCCAGGAUGGAGCGCGUGCAGCACAUGACCAAGACGGCCAUUCGCCGGGCGUCGCACAUCGAGAUGAACCCUCAGACCAAGAGGAACCUGCAGGAGCUCUUCGUCAACUUCACCCUCAUCCUCAUCUGCCUCCUGCUCAUCUACAUCAUCGUGCUGCUGAGUAGCUGAACACCCAAUGAACUGACUGGAGGUGGUGGAGGUGGUGGAGGUGGUGGAGGGGGGGGGGAGUUUGGGUUUGGCCUACUUUCUUUUUUGGGGGCAGCAGUAGCUCAAGGAGGUAGAUUGCGUUGGCUGGUAAUCCCUGAGUAAGGGUGUCACCCUACUGGCUGACACCCUGCCUGGUCGACUCCGCCGUCGCUGUGUGAAUGUGUGCAUGAAUGGGUGAAUGUCCGCCAAUAUUGUAAAGCGCUUUGGAUAAACCCACACCACCACACGCACACACUUUGACACACUCACCUAAAGGACAGAAGCACACUUAAAUAAUUUUAAAGGAGACAUAUUAUACCACCAGGUGUGAGUGUGAUUAGCCUUACAAGCCGUUUCGAAAAAUAUGACAUAUGACAUCACUAGUGGGCGUGUCCACCUAGAUCUGUGCUGGAUAUAUCAGUCUACCAGCCUACCCAGUGGACUGUAGAAAACGUUGCUCAUCUAUCCGUCAUACAUCUAGGUGGAUACGGCCAUUUGUAAUGUCAGAAGAGGCCGAUUUUCAAAACAGCUUGUAACUGCUAAUCACACUCACACCUAGUGACCUAAUAUGUAACCUUUAAAGUAAUACUCUUGAAGAUUGUCAUGUUAAUGUCUGCUAAAGGUUUGAUGUGUUCAUUCCUGCCACUAGGUGUCGCUAAAUCAAAACAACAGCAAAGGCGUAGUAGCGAGUACCGUGGCAUCAUGGGAGUUGUAGUCUUCGCCGCCAUUGCCGAAGAAAGCCCAUUUGACGUCACUGAUGUGGAAUUCCUUAUCACGGAGGAGUUAAUGUAUUAUAGGUUAAUUCACGGUACGUUUAGUCCCGUUAUGUCAGUUACUACUAUUGAAAUAGUGUAACAGUCAGUUUUAUAACAUGUAGUGCCAUUAGGUGGCGCUCCCUUUGUUUGUUGUGCAAUUUAAGGUUGAACCUGAAGCAGUGUGCGUGCUCCGCUAUGAGUAACUAUGCAGUCUACGAGUGAAUUCUCCCUUUUUAUAUGUUUUAUUUUGUAAUGAGUUGGUGUAGGUAGGAAUCUCGGGCUAUGUUCUUUGACGCAUGUAUGCUUAAUAGAUAUAGUGCCGUUGAGACCUGUACUGUGUUCCAAUAUCCAUACUUCCAUGAGUACACUUAAACACAGUACACCACACUCACUAAAUGCCCUAAUUUUCAGAUGUCAGUCAUGUAAAAAUCAAUUACUCCGUGGUGCACUAACCGCAAAUUACGAUCAUGACUGCCUCCGCGGCUCCUCCCCCGCAAUAAACAUCCCGCUUUGGACUGUAAACUCUUAUGCCUAGCAGCUAUAAAAAGCUAUAACAGCUAUGAAAACUACAAAACGACUCCAUUAAUUCAGGCUAUCUGGAAAAUGCGCCGACGUUGGCUCAGCCUGGCUCCGCCCUCUUCCGCCAUGUGGCUAAGAUGGCUGCCGAUGAGUACGAAAAAUGUGCAUCUAUCCACACUGUGCGGUUUGACCUUUUUUUAGUACACUUAUUUUCGCCCCGAUCUUAAUUGGAACGCCCUGCGUACUCAAGCUAAGUAUAGUGAGUGCGGAUAGUGUGGAUAUUGGAACGCAGCACUGGGUUGAUAUGGUUGAUGGUUGAAUCCCACAUGUUGCCUACAGUGACAUCCCACGUUAUAACAGCCACAAGUAACAUAGCGUUAACUUGCCAACUUACAAUUUGAGUGUUGAUAUCUGUGGUCAAAAUAAUCAUAAUAAACAUAAUGAGCAUGUUGGACGUUGUUUAUACUUCAUAACGUUACGGUACGCAUUACAGUGUUUCCCACAGAAUUCGGUUUUGCUUCGCAGAGGUAGCUGAUGUUGAAAGUGUUUUUGGUUUGUUUUUUGAAGUUAAAAAGAUAUUCAACAGAUAUUCUGCUCUGAAUUGCAGUGAUGUGACGCAGGGAACUAGGGUCGCUAUCAUCGGUACGCUUUCCUGUGCAACAUUUCAUAGCAUUUUGAAGCUAAGCUAUAGAGCACACAUGGCAAUUAUAUGAAAACCGCUAUUGACCCAACUUUAGCUCUGCUUGGCUCUGGGUCUCUAGAUGUUUUGUGGACAAAACUGAUUGAAAAUGAUAAUAGUGUUGCACUUUUACUGUUCAUACUGUCCUUGGCUGUGUGCACGAGAGUUAGUUGAGUUACUUCGUGAAACACUUAAGAACUUAAGUUUUUUCAAUCAAGAUUCAUAUUAUAAUGCACGCACACACACACACGGACACACACACACAACCACGUGAACAGGUUCAAUGUUUAAGGAUUUUACUGUUUCAUAACAUAGAACAGAAACCAUGAUAUAAAUAUAAACACUAUCAUUCUAGGAAUUUUCAUUAUUAUUGUAUUGUAUACUUCUCACAAAAUCGACUGUACACAAUAUUGUGCAGGGUUGCAAAAAAAAUAUCACAUUCAUGAACAAAGCAUAUUAUUUAUUACAAACGAUCAAAAGUAAGACUUGGUUUAUAUAUACUGAAAUUACUUGGACUGUCACCUCCUGAAGAAAAACCUUUCCAGCACUUUUACAUUUAUUGGAGCAAACUCCUGCAACAUGACAACGUUAGUUUAUGAAUGCCCAUUCAGAUCAUUAAAAAACAAUGCCAUUUCUAAACAAUGUUUAAAAUAGUAAAAAAUAUAUAUUGAAAAUUCACACAUUAGCAUAGUAAACAGGAGACUACUAUAAUUUAGUUUUCAUUUGGUUAAUUUAAAAGGAUUAGAUAUGGAAGAACUUUAAGUUUGUGCAUUUAAGUAAAAAAUAAAGUGACGUUGUGAACAUGCCAAAAUCCUAAUCGAUUAUCGAGUGCAGAUACAUCCUUUUUCCUUGAGUGGAGGUAUAUAUUUCAUAACGUUUUGAAUAUUCUCAAAAUUUAAACCAAAAUUUCUCUAAUGGGAAGUUUAAUCAAAACUCUUUGACAAUAAAGUAACGGGGGCUAAGUCUUUGAAUGUAGAAAUGUAUUAUCAGGUUGUGGAGUGACGUACGGCGUUUGGCCAGCAGUUGACUGGAUUGGAGAAUAAUGUUUGGAGCACUACGGAUCUGCCGGGUUGUCCCACAAAGGUAUAAUGCAUAAAGGCUUUAAUGUUGAUUGCUUGUAUGCAGGAAAACACAAUGUAAAUCAUUGUAAUACUUCACAGUGUUCAAGGUAGGGCUAAUUGGUCAAGAGGCGUGCCCCAUAUUUAUUUGCAUUUUAGUUUAAUUGUUGCAAAUAAAUGGAUGAAUUCG
Messenger RNA from Gadus morhua (Atlantic cod), 4224 nucleotides. RefSeq names its product phospholamban 2 (gene pln2). Gene Ontology annotation, molecular function: ATPase inhibitor activity. The transcript has 2 exons. NCBI's taxonomy places the organism in Eukaryota, Metazoa, Chordata, Actinopteri, Gadiformes, Gadidae. Gene Ontology annotation, biological process: negative regulation of ATPase-coupled calcium transmembrane transporter activity; negative regulation of calcium ion import into sarcoplasmic reticulum; negative regulation of heart rate. Bases 844 to 1005 code for a protein of 53 amino acids. The record is from RefSeq and is a predicted model, not a curated record. Gene Ontology annotation, cellular component: sarcoplasmic reticulum; membrane.